Molecule: messenger RNA, 3468 nt
Organism: Sporisorium graminicola
Lineage: Eukaryota; Fungi; Basidiomycota; Ustilaginomycetes; Ustilaginales; Ustilaginaceae
Exons: 2
Coding region: 1-3468 (1155 amino acids)
Biological process (GO): retrograde transport, endosome to Golgi; intracellular protein transport
Cellular component (GO): retromer, cargo-selective complex; late endosome; retromer complex
Source: RefSeq, a predicted model, not a curated record
AUGGACGAUUCAGCCAAGGUCCUCUCUGAGGCCCUGAACGUGGUCAAGGUGCAACUGGUGCAGAUGAAACGAUGCCUUGACGCCGAUCAAGUCAUGGAUGCGCUCAAAAGCGCCUCCACCAUGCUUUCUGAGCUCAGAACAUCCUCCCUAUCGCCCAAGAACUACUACGAGCUCUACAUGGCCGUAUUUGAUGCGCUGCGACACCUAUCGAUCUACCUCUAUGACGCCCACUCCACCGGCAAGCACCACCUCGCCGACCUGUACGAGCUCGUGCAGUACUGCGGAAACAUCGUGCCCCGUCUCUACCUCAUGAUCACCGUAGGAAGCGUAUACAUGUCUAUACCCGACGCUCCUAUCAAGGAGAUCAUGAAGGACGUCAUGGAGAUGAGCCGUGGUGUCCAGCAUCCCACCCGAGGUCUCUUCCUCCGCCACUACCUUAGCGGCGCUACCCGUGACUAUCUCCCCGUCGGUCAGGACAUGGGUCCUGGCGGCAACCUACAGGACAGCAUCGGCUUUGUUCUCACCAAUUUCAUCGAGAUGAACAAGCUCUGGGUUCGACUGCAGCACCAGGGCCAUUCCCGAGAUCGCGAGAAGCGUGAGAUGGAGCGUAAGGAGCUUCGCAUCCUCGUCGGCACCAAUCUCGUCCGUCUCAGUCAACUCGAGGGUGUCGACCUCGAAAUGUACCAACGCACCAUUUUGCCGUCCAUCCUCGAGCAGGUCGUCAACUGCAAGGACGUCAUCGCCCAAGAGUACCUCAUGGAGGUCGUUAUCCAGGUCUUUCCCGAUGACUUCCAUCUGCGCACGCUCGGCCCGUUCCUGUCCGCCUGCGCUGCGCUGCAUCCCAAGGUCAACAUCAAGCAGAUCGUCAUUGCACUCAUCGAUCGUCUCGCCGCUUACGCCGCACGCGAAGCAGAGAACGACAGCCCGGAAGAGAUCAAAAGGCAAGAAGAGGAAGCGAGUCGACGUCUGGCUGAAAAGACCCGACAGAUGAGGAUGACCGGUCAAAGUGCUGGCCCCGGCUCCGUCUGGGACGAGGUGACUGCUCAGGGCGAUCCAAAGGCGAAAGCUGCCGAUAUCGCUGAGCCCGCAUCGCCCACCGCCGCCGAUCUCAGCACCAUGCCGCCACCUCCCUUGGAACAUAGUGGCUUCGGUAUGGCCUCCGCAGACAGAGAGUCUGCUGCCGCACCCAACGUGGCAACUCACAGCUCGGAGGAGCCGGUCUUCCGCAGCGUUCCUGAAGGGCUCGACGAGGACGCCUGGGGCUCGGCUGCUGGAGGCAGCGGUGCCGGUGGCGUUUCUGCUGCAGGCUCAAGCACGUGGGCAUCGCAAACCGACGAUAGCACAGAGGCGACCAGCGCGCAGCACACCACGGACACCGGCGCCACCUCGACCGAGGCUGGCGCCGCCACAGAUGAGCACAACGCCCGUGCGCAAGAGUUCCCCUCGGCUGGCUUUGGAUCAGGUGGCAACAACAACACCAACGGAGCGCAUGCCAACGGCGAUGCCGAAAAGACGGCUGCACAGGCACAAGCACCGGCACCUCGUCCUGCCGCAGCAUCCGAGAAGCCUGUCGGCAAAUUCAGGGGCAUUCCUGAAGAUGUGCGUCUGUUCGAGGUGUUCUGGGAGCAGAUUGUCCAGCUCAUCCGUGCGCGACCGGACCUUUCCAUCCAAGACAUCACCGCGUUGCUCGUCUCGCUCGCCAACCUCUCGCUCAGCUGCUACCCGGACAAGCUCGAGUACGUCGACCAGGUGCUUGCCUUCGCACGCGAGAAGGUGGUCGAAUUUGAGCAGAGCCCCGAUCUGCACAGUCCAGCGACGACGACCAACCUCAACUCUUUGCUCCUCUCGCCCAUCAACUCGUAUCUUACCGUGUUGACGCUGCUAGCCUUGCCUUCGUACCUCUCGCUACUAUCGGUGCAGCCGUACACGACGCGCAAAUCCAUCGCACAAGCUGUCGUCAUGUCGGUGCUGCGCAACGAGACGAUCAUGUCGACACCCGAGGAUGUGAGCGGUGUGCUCGAUCUUUGCAGUCCUAUUAUUCGCGACCACAAGGACGCCAUCAUGGGUGGGUUGCCCCAUGGCGGCAUGCACAUGGCAGGAGGUGCCGGUGGUCACGCGGGUUAUGGCGGUGCUUACGGCCACUAUGCCGGCGGCGACCCGAGGAUGGCCCAGGGGAUGUAUGGCGCCGGACCGCGGGGGAUGGGCCGAAAUCACAUGAUGCAGUACGACCUGGAGGAGAUGGCCGAGGAGCAGGGAUGGAUUGCUCGUAUGAUCCACCUCUUCCGUGCGGACGAGCUCGAGACGCAGUUCAGCCUGCUCCAAACGGCACGCAAGCAUUUCGUGGAUGGCGGCGAACGUAUCAAGUUCACCUUGCCACCGCUCAUCACCUCUGCGAUCAAGCUGGCGCGACGCUACAAGCUGCGCGAGAGGAAGGAGCCAAACUGGGAGACCAAGAUGCUCACUCUUUACAAGUUCAUCCACCAGGUCAUCUCGAUUCUGUACAACAAGGUCGAGUCAUCGGAUAUUUGUCUAAGGCUGUUCUUGCUCGCGGCCCAGUCGGCAGACGAAAGCGGUUUCGAGGAGCUCGCGUACGAGUUUUACGUUCAGGCGUUCACCAUCUACGAGGAGUCGAUUUCUGAGUCGCGCGCACAGCUGCAUGCUAUUGGGCUCAUCAUUAGCACGCUUCAGACGGCGAGGGUGUUUGGCACGGACAACUACGAUACUCUGAUCACCAAAGCGGCGCUCCACGGAGCCAAGCUGUUGAAGAAGCCGCAUCAGGCGGCUGCUGUCAUGAUGGCGAGUCACUUGUGGUGGCAGACCGAGGUGCCGGGUCAUCCUUCUGGGCUUGCAACUAGCUCGUCUUCGGCUACGGGUAACACGGCUGCCAACAGCAGCGUUGCUGGCAGUGCUAGCACGGGCAAUGGAGGCAACAACAGCGGCGCGGGCAAGGAGAGCAAGCCGAUUCUGCUCAAGGACGGGAAGCGCGUGCUUGAGUGCCUGCAGAAAUCGCUGCGCAUCGCCAACAGCUGUAUCGACGAGCGUAGUACCGUCGAGAUCUUCUGCUCUGCCUUGGACCAGUACCUCUACUACUUCGAGCAACAGGUGGAAGCGGUAGCUCCCAAGUAUAUCAACUCGCUCGUCGAGCUCAUUUCGAACGGGUUGGAUUCGGUCAUGACUGCCGAAGCGGACGGUGCACACGGAGCAGGAGGAGGAGCGGGAGGAGCACCGUCAGCAGCCGCCUCGCACCCAGCGAUUGUGGGCGGAGGAUUCCUCGAGCUCCCCACGACGCCGGACAGCUGUUUGCGACACUUCAGGUCGCAGCUGCAGUACAUCAAGACGCGCAAGGAGGCUGCCGCACUUGCAUUGGCCAAUGCAAACCCGCAAGCAGCGGCGGAGGGGGCAGGAUCGACGGCUGACUGGGGCGCUGUACAGAUCGGGCCGAGCUUGACCAAGUUUGGGUUGAAGUGA